Messenger RNA from Branchiostoma belcheri (Belcher's lancelet), 643 nucleotides. Its product is annotated as U3 small nucleolar ribonucleoprotein protein IMP3-like. The transcript has 4 exons. Gene Ontology annotation, biological process: rRNA processing. NCBI's taxonomy places the organism in Eukaryota, Metazoa, Chordata, Leptocardii, Amphioxiformes, Branchiostomatidae. The record is from RefSeq and is a predicted model, not a curated record. Gene Ontology annotation, molecular function: structural constituent of ribosome; rRNA binding; snoRNA binding. Gene Ontology annotation, cellular component: small ribosomal subunit; small-subunit processome; Mpp10 complex. Bases 41 to 586 code for a protein of 181 amino acids.
AUUGCAGUUUAGCUCAAAUUCUUGAGAAGGAACCUCCAAGAUGCGUCGGCUGAAGUUUCACGAGAAGAAACUUCUGAAGAAGGUUGACUUCAUCUCCUGGGACGUGGACAAUAACCUUCAGGAGGUCAAGGUCAUGAGGAAAUACCACAUCAACCGCAGGGAGGAUUAUACCAAGUAUAACAAACUUAGCCGAGAAGUCAGAAAUCUGGUGGAAAAGAUAAAAGAGCUGAAUGUUGAGGACCCGUUCAGGACAGAGUGCAGCGAGCGACUGUUGGAGAAGAUGUACGUUCUGGGGCUGAUCCCCACCAAGAGGAACCUGGCUAACGUCACCAGGGUGUCAGCCUCCAGCUUCUGUAGGAGGAGACUUCCUGUCAUCAUGGUCAAACUACGGAUGGCUCAGACAUUACAGAUGGCGACACAGUUUAUCGAGCAGGGACACGUGCGCGUGGGGCCGGAGCUGAUCACGGACCCCGCUUUCCUCGUCACGCGCAACAUGGAGGACUUCGUCACGUGGGUGGACACGUCCAAGAUCAGACAACACGUGAUGGAGUACAACGAGGCGCGGGACGACUACGAUCUGGCGUAACCUGCACACUCUCACAGACUGGCAAAUUUCUUCAUCAGUCAUUAGUUUUGCAGGAUU